Molecule: messenger RNA, 1285 nt
Organism: Nothoprocta perdicaria
Lineage: Eukaryota; Metazoa; Chordata; Aves; Tinamiformes; Tinamidae
Gene: ATF7
Product: activating transcription factor 7
Exons: 11
Coding region: 14-1285 (423 amino acids)
Biological process (GO): regulation of transcription by RNA polymerase II
Molecular function (GO): cAMP response element binding; DNA-binding transcription factor activity, RNA polymerase II-specific
Source: RefSeq, a predicted model, not a curated record
AGCUGCAUGAAAUAUGGGAGACGACCGGCCGUUCGUGUGCAGCGCGCCCGGCUGCGGGCAGCGCUUCACCAACGAGGACCACCUGGCGGUUCAUAAGCACAAGCACGAGAUGACAUUGAAGCUGGGGCCGGCGCGCACCGACUCGGUCAUCAUGGCAGACCAGACGCCGACGCCAACGCGCUUCCUGAAGAACUGCGAGGAGGUCGGGCUCUUCCACGAGCUGGCCGGCUCCUUCGAGCACGACUUCAAGAGGGCUGCCGAGGAGGACGAGAGGAAGAGCGCCGCAGCCCUGGACAUGUCGCUGCCUUCCACCCCGGACAUCAAAAUUAAGGAGGAAGAGCCGGUCGAGGUGGACUCGUCGCCUCCGGAGAGCCCCGCAUCGAGCCCGCCGUCGCCCCGGAGCAAGGACAAGGAGGUGGCCUCCAAGCCGGUCAUCGUGCCCACGCCCACCGCGGCCAUCGUGCGGCCGGGCUCGCUGCCGCUGGCCCUGGGCUACGAGGCGCUGCCGCCGCCGGCGCUGCCCUCGCCCACCUCCGUCAUCACCCAGGCGCCCCCGGCCAGCCGCCAGCUCGGCUCUCCCACAGGAUCCCUGCCGCUCGUGGUGCAGCUGGCGAACGGGCAGGCCGUGCCCGUGCUGCCCGGCCCGGCCGUGCAGAUGCCCUCUGUGAUAUCGCUGGCUCGGCCCGUGUCCAUGGUGCCCAACAUUCCCGGCAUUCCCGGGCCGCCCAUCAACAGCAGCGGCUCCAUUUCGCCCUCGGGGCUCCCGGCGCCCUCGGAGGCCAAGAUGAGGCUGAAGGCCACGCUGACGUCCUCCUCGCUGAACGGCGGCACAGCGGCGCCCGCGCGCCCGGAGCGCAGCCCGGGCCUGGGCCAGCAGCCGGACGCGCCGUCGCCGGCGCAGCCGCAGGUGUCCCCGGCGCAGCCGACGGGCGGGCGCCGGCGGCGCGCGGCCGACGAGGACCCGGACGAGCGGCGGCAGCGCUUCCUGGAGCGGAACCGCGCGGCCGCCUCGCGCUGCCGCCAGAAGCGCAAGCUCUGGGUGUCCUCGCUGGAGAAGAAGGCCGAGGAGCUGACGACGCAGAACAUCCAGCUGAGCAACGAGGUGACGCUCCUGAGGAACGAGGUGGCCCAGCUCAAGCAGCUGCUGCUGGCGCACAAGGACUGUCCGGUCACGGCGCUGCAGAAGAAGAGCCAGGGCUACCUGGGUGACGCUGCUGCUCCAGAGCCGGCGCUCCGAAGGAUCCGUGGAGCCGCCCGGAACGCGGUCUCCGCCGCGCGGCUGUAG